AUGAGACUACUUCCAUAUCUCGCUCUUGUCUUAGGGACCCUGCCUCCCACCAUCGCUGUUGAUCAGAAGAAGUCGGCUAUUAUCUACUUCGACGACACAGUUCCCGAUUCCAUCUUGGCGGAGGCAAAGUCAUCUAUUGUCGCAGCAGGCGGGAAGAUUACUCAUCAUUAUACUCUCAUAAAAGGGUUUGCGGUCAUUGCGCCGGAGAAGGCUCUGGAGACUGUUCAAGCUUGGGGCACUCAGCAUUCAAUGAAGGAAACCUUGGGCGAGGCUCAAAACAUGGUGUUAAGCACGGCAACCUUGUAUCUCAUGUUUGUAUUAUUUCGCAUUUCGCGACACGACGGCAAGGGCGUGGGGAUCUUUCUCUGA
Ustilaginoidea virens is the source of this 369-nucleotide messenger RNA. RefSeq lists its product as uncharacterized. The record is from RefSeq and is a predicted model, not a curated record. The coding region runs from base 1 to 369 and encodes 122 amino acids. NCBI's taxonomy places the organism in Eukaryota, Fungi, Ascomycota, Sordariomycetes, Hypocreales, Clavicipitaceae. The transcript has 3 exons.